Messenger RNA from Dioszegia hungarica, 1032 nucleotides. RefSeq lists its product as uncharacterized. Gene Ontology annotation, molecular function: 1-acylglycerol-3-phosphate O-acyltransferase activity. Bases 1 to 1032 code for a protein of 343 amino acids. Gene Ontology annotation, cellular component: endoplasmic reticulum; membrane. NCBI's taxonomy places the organism in Eukaryota, Fungi, Basidiomycota, Tremellomycetes, Tremellales, Bulleribasidiaceae. Gene Ontology annotation, biological process: phosphatidic acid biosynthetic process. The transcript has 6 exons. The record is from RefSeq and is a predicted model, not a curated record.
AUGUUCCUCAGCAUCCUGAAGCCGCUGGCUGUUGUCUCGACCAUCGCGCUAUCGACGCUAGGCGUGCUCAGCCGGAAAUACCGACGAGCUCGGUAUGCGUUCCACCUCACGCUGUAUGCGGGUACGCUGGGUUUCAUGAGUGUUGCGGGGGUGUUUAUCAGCUUGGCGGCUACUAUUGCGGGGCAACGGCUAAAUACCAAUUACUUGGUCGCUCGCUGCUUCUAUGGCAUUACCAGUCCCCUGGUUGGCAUCCGCCUUAUCGUCGAGGGAGGAGAACACCUCGAGCCAGAAGCUGGGAGGGAACAGAGUGCUAUCUUAGUGGGGAAUCAUCAAAGCUUCCUCGAUAUCCUAUAUCUCGGCCGUAUUUUCCCCAAGCGGGCUAGUAUCAUGGCAAAGCGGGAACUCAUCUGGGCUCCUCUAUUAGGGCAAUAUCUCGCUGCAUCUGGAGCUGUGUUUGUGGACAGGAAGGACCGCAAGAAUGCGAUGACAGCCAUGACGACCGCAGGCGAGAAUAUGAAGCGGACCGGUGUAUCACUAUGGGUCUUCCCAGAAGGAACCCGCUCGUCUACUCCCUCACCCGUCCUCCUCCCCUUCAAGAAGGGCGCAUUCCACCUCGCCGUCCAAGCCCAAGUCCCGAUCAUUCCCGUCGUCUGCGAGAACUAUCACCGGCUGUUCGAUGGAUCAACUCGGUUCGAGAGUGGAGAUCUCAGAAUACGAGUCUUGCCGCCCAUCUCGACGAAAGGUCUUUCUUCUUCCGAUGUGGGGGAGCUCGCAGAGGAGACGAGGAGACAGAUGCUUGAUGCGCUGAUAGAGAUCUCGGCACCCGGACCAGGUCAAGGAGCGGAACGGAGGGCGCCUAGCCACACACACGCCAUAGCACCCGCUGAAGAGGGACCGCCACCUCCCAACGGUGCAGAGGGGGGACUGGUGGAUCGUCUGGAUGGAGAGCUUAUCUCGGGACAUGGGGAGAGCACGGACGACGAUGAGAUGGACGAUGAUGUUGUACUGAUAAGAAGGCCCAAGACUGAAUGA